This is a messenger RNA of Chelonia mydas (Green sea turtle), 5914 nucleotides long. RefSeq names its product solute carrier family 44 member 3 (gene SLC44A3). Gene Ontology annotation, molecular function: transmembrane transporter activity. Gene Ontology annotation, biological process: transmembrane transport. The record is from RefSeq and is a predicted model, not a curated record. Lineage: Eukaryota; Metazoa; Chordata; Testudines; Cheloniidae. The transcript has 15 exons. The coding region runs from base 502 to 2505 and encodes 667 amino acids. Gene Ontology annotation, cellular component: membrane.
ACGUCUCUACUGGGGCUUUGCUCUGAUUUCAGCCAGACUCUGGUGUCGCUGGCGGCGCCUGUACAAUGCAAACCCUUAGCCAGGGAAAGCGACUGUGUGAAGCUUGUACCCCAGCAGGGGAGUAAGCUCUGCCCGCAGAUGGCACCUUUCCCGCCCACGCUCGGGCUGGCACCUGCGCAGCUACCGGAACGGGGGACACGCUCCCCGCCUUGGCUCCCCGGGGGAAGGGGUGCGGGGGAAAGGCUCGCAGUGCGCGCCAGGCGGGGGUGCCACUUGCCCGGGGGCUGGGAGCCGAGCAGCGGCCCUUGCAGGAGGUGAGGUGAGGCGAGCCGAGCAGGGGUCCGCCCCGCGCUGGGCUGGAAGGGGGGAGGAGGGGCCGUGUCUCUGCACCGCAUCGCCGCCGCUGGACGCCUGGCAGGCGGGCCAGCUCUGAGCGCGGCCCUCCACUUCCUGCACCGCUCCAGGCGGGACCCAGCGCGCGGCGCCCCCUCCCUGCUCGGCAUGGCGUGCUGCUGGGGCGAGUACCAGGUUUCUGUAGAUGGGAUUUCUGGACAAAGAGAAUGGAGACCUCUAAUUUAUAGAAAAUGCACAGAUGUACUCUGGUUGAUUUUAUUCUUUCUUUUUUGGGCUGGUUUGAUGUUUAUAACUGGCUAUGCUGUAACAGCUGGAUCUGCAGAAAGACUUGUUUAUGGGUAUGACAGCUAUGGGAAUAUAUGUGGUAGGAAGAACACUCAUAUUGAAGGUGCACCUCUUUCUGGACAGGAUAUGACAAAUAAAAAACAUGUGUUCUUUUUGAAUUCAUGCGGUCUGGAAAUUAAAAACCUUAAAAUCAAUUCAAUCGCCUUGUGUGUAUCUAGCUGUCCUCAAGAGCAACUUAACACUCUGGAAGACAUCCAGCUUUUUGCAAAGAACAAUGGUUCUUGCCUUUGUGUUUAUAACUUGAACAUAUCCAGUUACACACUAAAUCCAAAGGCAGCUGAGCUUUGUCCCACACUGCCAGUUCCACCAAGCAAAUCCUUCCCAUUGUUUAAUCGAUGUGUUCCACAAAACCCUGAGUGCUAUUCGCAGUUUGCGUCCAUCUUGAUAAAUGUGGUAAAUGAAGUCGAUGCUUUUCAUCGUAUUCUGAGUGGAAUAAUGGCAGGAAGAGAUACUGUAAUAGGACUGAGUGUCCUUGCACUAGCCUUCUCUUUAAUAAUGGUUUUAACCUUCAGAUUCAUCACCACACUUCUGGUCCAUAUUUUCGUGACACUAGUUGUGUUUGGAUUGUUAUUUGUCUCAGGUGUUCUGUGGUGGCUCUACUAUGACUACACCAACGACCCAAGCAUAGAACUGGAAACUGAAAAGGAAAAUGUAAAAUUUUUACUUGGAUUUGCUAUCCUAUCUACCGUGAUUACGAUGGUUCUACUUUCCCUCAUAUUUGUACUAAGGAAGAGGAUUCAGCUGACUGUACAGCUCUUUUGGGUUGCUAAUAAAAUAAUUAGCAGGGUACCUUCCCUACUGUUCCAGCCACUGUGGACCUUUUUGAUUCUCAUUUUCUUCUGGGUGUUCUGGGUUGCUGUGCUACUUAGCUUAGGAACUGCAGGGAGUGCACAAGUCAUUUCAGGAGGACAAGUAGAAUAUAAAAUUCUGUCUGGCAUUCGCUACAUGUGGUGGUACCAUUUAGUCGGCCUUAUCUGGACGAGUGAAUUCAUCCUGGCUUGUCAGCAAAUGACUAUUGCUGGAGCAGUGGUUACUUGCUAUUUUAACCGAAAUAAGAGUAGCUCACCACGACACCUGAUCCUGUCUUCCGUAUCAGUACUUUUUUGCUAUCAUCAAGGAACAGUUGUAAAAGGGUCGUUUUUAAUCACAAUAGUGAGAAUUCCAAGAAUUAUUCUUAUGUACCUUUAUGAUGCCCUGAAAGAAAAGGAGAGCGCAUGUGCAAGAUGCAUGUUCAAAUGCUGUUUCUGCUGCUUUUGGUGUCUAGAAAGGUGCCUCAGAUACUUUAACCAGCAUGUAUACACCACAACGGCCAUAAAUGGGACAAAUUUUUGUACCUCAGCAAAGGAUGCUCUCUUUAUUUUAGCAAAGAAUUCUGCUAAUAUAGCAUUCGUUAAUUGCUUUGGAGACUUCAUCAUUUUUCUAGGAAAGGUGUUUGUUGUAUGUUUCACAGUUUUUGGAGGGUUAAUGGCAUUUAACUACCAUCGUGAGUUCCAUGUAUGGGUAGUUCCUCUGUUGCUAGUUGCACUUUUUGCCUGCUUGGUAGCCCACAGCUUUUUGUCGGUAUUCGAAGUGGUCAUGGAUGUCCUGUUUUUUUGUUUUGCUGUUGAUAUGGAAACAAAUGAUGGAUCUCCAGAGAAGCCAUAUUUCAUGGAUCAAGAAUUACUGAGUUUUGUGAAUCACAGCAACAAGCUAACAGAGUGGGGGAAAAGCAGAAAGCAAAAGACCCCCCGAAACAAUGAAGAUGGUACAGAACUACAGCCUAUGGUGAAACAGGAACAAAGACGAUGUGUUGAGGACCUCAAAUAACAUGUCUCCCAGGUGUACUACAAGAAUGGGGGUAGACUGUAAAUAUUUAUUUUCUACUUUGUGAUUUCUUGAAGCAGCCAAAUUGUUGAGCCCCAGGGCUUUCAUCCCUUCAUACUAAUCAUUGUUACUGACACUGGAAGCUCAGGGCCAGAUUCUGGCCAUGAAUGGCCAGCAGUGAACUCUGCUGGUAUAAAGCAGGCAGAACUGGCUUUUGUGCCAACCACCCUUCCCAUCCCUAGCAUAGAGAGGGAUGAAGAGGCCCAGAGACAGCAUGUGGCAGGGUUCCUUGCAGCCUUUGGUCCUCCAUUGGCAUAAAGGCUCAAAAGGCCUUAAGUGUGAAUUACUGUAGUGCUAGGUUGUUCUAAUUCACACUGGGACUAGUGUAGAUUUCCCACUUCCCUGCACUGAGCAGUGCUCAGAUGUGGUGGAGAAUCUGGUACAUAGAAUCAUAGAAUAUCAGGAUUGGAAGGGACCUCAGGAGGUCAUCUGGUCCACCCCCUGCUCAAAGCAGGACCUAAUCCCCAACUAAAUCAUCCCAGCCAGGGCUUUGUCAAGCCUAACCUUAAAAACCUCAAAGGAAGGAGAUGCCACCACCUCCCUAGGUAACCCAUUCCAGUGCUUCACCACCCUCCUAUUGAAAAAGUUUUUCCUAAUAUCCAACCUAAACUUCCCCCACUGCAACUUGAGACCAUUACUCCUUGUUCUGUCAUCUGCUACCACUGAGAACAGUCUAGAUCCAUCCUCUUUGGAACCCCCUUUCAGGUAGUUGAAAGCAGCUAUCAAAUCCCCCUUAUUCUUCUCUUCUGCAGACUAAAUAAUACCAGUUCCCUCAGCCUCUCCUCAUAAAUCAUGUGCUCCAGCCCCCUAAUCAUUUUUGUUGCCCUCUGCUGGAUUCUUUCCAAUUUUUUCACGUCCUUCUUGUAGUGUGGGGCCCAAAACUGGACACAGUACUCCAGAUGAGGCCUCACCUAUGCAGAAUAAAGGGGAAUGAUCAUGUCCCUCGAUCUGCUGGCAAUGCUCCUACUUAUACAGCCCAAAAUGCCGUUAGCCUUCUUGGCAACAAGGGCACACUGUUGACUCAUAUCCCCUGAUCCUGUAUUAUCUCUGUCUUGUUAUGUGGCUUUGGUCUAUUCUAGCUUUAUCCAUUAUUGUACUAAAGGUAUUUAAGGUUUUACUUUGCCCUCAGUGUGAGGGUUCCUGUCAUCUACCCCAAGACUCCCCGCAAGAUAUUGAACUCCAUAGUGUGAAUUCUGGGUAGCCUGAUCCUGGGGGAAGAACCGUGUCACAGUCAGAGCAAUUGGCCCUUAAGCUAAACAUUAGCAACCUUAAAAAGGGUUAGGCAACAAACAAAAAUCACCAAAGGAAAAGAGAGCAGAUGCAUUUUCCUGUUUCUGUACAAGGCACUUUGGGAUGCUUGGAUGGGAGGGCCUACAUUAUCAACCUAGGCCAGCAAAUGAAAGAAAGACCAGCUGAUACCAGUCAGUGGGCUAGAGCUUCUCACCUCUGGCCAUGGUUUAAGCUGACAUUUUUGUUUGAUUGUGCUUUACACUGUUUAAAAAUUAGGAGGUGAAAGAAGGGAGAUGCCCCUCAAGAUGCAGUUUCAGACUUAAAGACUAAGGGUCUGUCUUCAAGCAGAAUUAACUCAAGUUAUAAUUUCAGUGUUACCCCUAGACUCCCAUCCACACUCACAAAUCUCUAGCUUGAGUUAGACCAUGUCUACACUACAUAGUUUUGUCAACAUAAGGCAGCUUAUGUCAACCUAACUAGAAGUGUACAUACUGCAAUGCUCCUCCCGCCACUUUAACUUGCCUGCUACGCUGAUGUAAUAAAACCACCUUGAUGAGAGGAAUAGAGCUUAGGGCAACGUAGUUAGAGUGAUGCAGUGUCAGUGUAAACACUGCAUUGCAUACGUUGCCCUAAGUGGCUUCCAGGAGGUAUCCCACAAUGCCACCCCUGACAGCUCUGGUCACCAUUUUGAACUCCCCUGCCCUGCAGCCUGGUAUACAAGUGAACGCCCCUCACCUGUUAAAGCCCAGGGCUUCUUUUGCUAACAGCACCAAGAGCGGUCUUUUCAGUCUGCACCUGACCCAAAAACCUCUCCCCACGUGUCAUCCAGGGUGAGCCACCCACUUUCAUCUGCUUCUUCAGCCUGUCAGUGUCACUCACUCAGGCUGUGGCUACCCUAGAGAGCGUACAGCGGCACCACUGUAUCGAUGCAGCUCUGCUGUUGUAAGAUCUCUAGUGGAGCCACUGAAAGCCAACAGGAGAGAGUUCUCCCACUGGCUUAAUUAAUCCACCCUCAACAAGUGAAGCUCUCCUGCCGACAUAGCGCUGUCCACACCAGCCUGAGGUCGGUGUGACUGAUGGUACUCCGUGGGUGGCUUAUUCACACCCCUGAUCAACAUAAGUGAUAGUGUAGACAUAGCCUGAGUCUAUUCUCAGUUUCUGUGUGUUCUGUCUGCCUAUCACAAUACCGAGGCAAACCUUCCAUUCACCCAUAGCAAGGUUUUAUCCAGCUACAAGUGCUGCAGAGGUACAACUGCAGUGCUGCAGCAGCAUUGUAGUGUAGACACUACGGCGAUGGAAGGGGGUUUUCUGUCACUGUAGUAAAUCCACCCUCUCAAGAGAUGGUACCUCGGUUGAUGGAAGAAUUCAUCCUUUCACCUGUCUACAUCUACGGUGGGGGGUAGGUCGACUUAACCCCCCACAGCGUGUGAAAUUUUUUACAGCUCUGAGCAGUGUAGCUAGGUUGAUCUAAGUUUUAGGUGUAGACCAGGCCUCAGGCACUUACGCUUUUUUCAUAGCAUUAUUGUACAGAGAAAUAACCUAAGCUCUUCGGUUAGAAUUCAUGGUUUUAAGUUUAUUAUUCUAAUUACGAAUGUCUGUGCUUGGUGUCUUCAUUACUUGUACUUUUGGUGAAUUUAGUCAAAAACUAUUGAAAAGCACAAAAGUGGAAUACAAAAUAGUUUCCCCCCCAAAGAAAAUCCUGGAUACACAGAUACAAGAGUGCACAAUCCCCCUUUAUUUUCUUGAAAGAUCACAUUUUACAAAUAUUUUGACAAAGUUAUCAGGGCCAGUGCUACAUAUUUGAUUCCCCCUCGCCCCCCCCCCCCCCCCCGGGGCUGUAGACUUGAAUUUGAGAUUGACCUUGAAAGCAUGCAGGCUAAGCAGUAAUAGCAGAAACUCAGACAAAACAAAGUGAAGGUUACAGAUACGUUGGGACAAAGUAAUUUUUAGAUGUGUAAACCCUGGUUUGUACCUCUUGCACUGAAGAAAAAAUUAGAGAUUUAAUUGUUUAAUUUUUUUAUGUACAGUAAUGGAUUUUUCCAGCAUAUCUGAUUUUAUUAAAAAAUGUAAAAGUAUUUAUGAUGUUUUAUAAAAGUUGAAUUAAUAAACAAAUCUCCUGUAA